CUCAUAACCACAGGGAACAACUACUCUAAUUUUAAACAAAACAGGUCCCCAAGUUGAAGAUAAUAUAUAUACGAACCCAUCCAGUAUGUUUUUCCAUCCUCAACAUUAACGUUUUUCAGUUUCCUUUUUCCGUCUAAAAAUACUCGAUCACAGUCAUCUCAGCCGGAGAACGAUGUCGUUUUCAACGACGGGACAUCUCCACCAAGAAGCAACGACAAGUAGUACCGCCUUGUUUCAUCAUCUUCAAUACAAAAAUACAAAUACAAGUGAGAUUGAGGAAGAGACCGACGAUCUGUUUUCGAUAAAAAUUGGAGAAAAAAUAGAAACCAUAAAAGAAGAAUUGGAAGGAAGCACGUUUUCGCUUGAUAUACGGAGCCGAACACCAGGGGAGGAUUGCGUUUACGUUGCAGUAGGAAAAAGCGAGACAAGCGCAGAUGCAGUUUCGUGGACACUGAAGAACCUUAUUAGAAAUGAAUCUACUAUGGUUUAUCUCAUUCAUAUCUUUCCAGAGAUACGCCAUGUACCUUCUCCAUUGGGUAAGCUUCCAAAGAAUCAAGUAAGUCCUGAACAGGUGGAAAUAUACAUGGCCCAAGAAAGAGGCAAGAGAAGAGAACUCCUUCAAAAGUUCAUUAAUAUGUGUUCUGCAUCCAAGGUUAAGGUGGACACCAUACUUAUUGAGAGUGAUGUGGUUGCAAAGGCUAUAUUGGAGCUCAUUCCCAUUCUCAAUAUUAGGAAGCUAGUGCUUGGAACUACCAAAUCCAACCUAAGGAAAAUGAAAGCUAGGAAAGGAAAUGGAAUAGCCGAUCGGAUUUUUCAAAAUGCAUCAGAGUUUUGUGAUAUUAAAAUCAUAUGUGAUGGAAAGGAAGUGAUUGAGCAAAUGAUUGGAUUAGCCUCACCAUCAUCACAUGGUGAAAUUGGUGAUGCAAAAUCUAUCGAGUUGCUAGAUCAACCCAAUAAUAAUGAUUCUUUUUCAUGUAUGUGUUUCAAAUCACGUAGAAUAAUGUGAUACAACAAGUGAACAUCUUCGUUCAAAAAUUAGGGGAAAGGUUGUGUACGUCAACCUUCCUCGGAUCUUACGUACGUGGGAUGCUGCAUCGACCUUUCCUUUUCCUGUAUUAUUCAAUUAGUAAUUUACAUAUUGACAUUUAAUUUUGUAUUGAUAUUCUAACAAUGACUGUCUAUUUUCUUGUACAAGAUAUUCUGGUAUAAGCAAUAAUGAAUUAUUUAUCUUCUCUCACUCAAAAUUUUAAUAGAUU
Messenger RNA from Jatropha curcas, 1256 nucleotides. Its product is annotated as Adenine nucleotide alpha hydrolases-like superfamily protein. The record is from RefSeq and is a predicted model, not a curated record. NCBI's taxonomy places the organism in Eukaryota, Viridiplantae, Streptophyta, Magnoliopsida, Malpighiales, Euphorbiaceae.